AUGCUAUCCUUCACCAAUCCGUCCCCUGAUGCUGCGAGCAACAUUCAGUCCAUGCGUCUGCGAGAUGACCCGCCCCCCAUAACAAGGCAGACAAAGAAGCGCAAGUCUCCUCCAGCAGACUCUCAACCACAACCACAGCCUCAGCCAUCCACCCAGCAGCAACAACAACCACAACCACCCCAGAUCCACCCGCUGCCGCCCCCACACGCACUCAUGCACCCCAUGGCACCACCACUGCCCCCAGGCUACUCCUAUGCACCCGCAGACUACACCCCAGGCGGUAUGCCUCCAGGCAUCCCAAUGCCUCAACAGCAGCAACAACAGCAGCAGCACCAGUCCCAGUCGCCCCCGCCAUCCUCCUCCACCCGCGCUCUCAGCUCCACAAAGCGCGCAGAGCAGAACAGAAAGGCUCAGCGCGCCUUUCGCGAGCGUAGAGACCAACAUGUCAAGGCUCUCGAGGCCCGCUCCCAGCUCCUCGAUGCCGCCCUCGCUUCUGCAGACGAAGCAAACCGCCGUUGGGAAGAGUGUCGCGCCCUCGUAGACCAGCUCCGUGUAGAAAACAAUGCUCUUCGUGCUGCACUCGCUCAGCAGGGCCAGAUCAUGCCCUCCAACAUCGCCCCGACCACCCAAAACACCAACCCAACCUCAUCCCAGCCCCCCUCAGACGACCCAAAGCCUGCUGAUCCCGCCCCAGAACCAAAGAACGAUCCCGUCGAUCCCUCUUCUUGA
Messenger RNA from Psilocybe cubensis, 729 nucleotides. RefSeq lists its product as uncharacterized. The coding region runs from base 1 to 729 and encodes 242 amino acids. Gene Ontology annotation, cellular component: RNA polymerase II transcription regulator complex. The transcript is spliced from 2 exons. Gene Ontology annotation, molecular function: transcription cis-regulatory region binding; DNA-binding transcription activator activity, RNA polymerase II-specific. Lineage: Eukaryota; Fungi; Basidiomycota; Agaricomycetes; Agaricales; Agrocybaceae. The record is from RefSeq and is a predicted model, not a curated record.